Aricia agestis (brown argus) is the source of this 1709-nucleotide messenger RNA. Its product is annotated as solute carrier family 2, facilitated glucose transporter member 1-like. Gene Ontology annotation, biological process: monosaccharide transmembrane transport. The record is from RefSeq and is a predicted model, not a curated record. NCBI's taxonomy places the organism in Eukaryota, Metazoa, Arthropoda, Insecta, Lepidoptera, Lycaenidae. Gene Ontology annotation, cellular component: membrane. The transcript has 12 exons. Gene Ontology annotation, molecular function: hexose transmembrane transporter activity. The coding region runs from base 191 to 1615 and encodes 474 amino acids.
GAAAUUCGAAUCAUUUUCAAAGCGUUCGACGUCCGUACGGACACGCGUUAGCGUUACCUACAUUACAGUCGGAAAAUGAGCAUGUUUUAAAGUGUAGUGUUGUAUAAAAAUAUUAUUAUAAUAAGAUAAUAUAACAUUUUGUGUCAGUGACGACUAUUAUCAAAGAAGAAAACUCUGUAAAAACUCAAGGAUGACGGAGAUGACAGCUCGUCUGGCGUUCGCCGUAAUCUCGUCGGCGUGCUGGUCUGCCUUUCAGCAUGGCUACAACACGGGGGUACUCAACGCGCCGCAAAAUGUGAUGUCGGAAUGGCUCCAGGAAGAUGUGUUCAACGGUUCAGCGUGGAACUCCACGCGGGGGGCUGAGAACGACCCCAAAACCACCACCGUAUGGUCGAUCGUGGUGUCUAUCUACUGCGUGGGCGGCAUGCUGGGGGGUGUGAUCACUGGAGUGGUCGCUGAUAGAUUCGGAAGAAAAUCGGGUUUGCUGUUGAAUAAUAUUCUGGUGUUUCUUGGUGCGGCCCUGGAGGCCGGAGCCAGAUAUGUCAACUCCUCGGAAAUGCUCAUUCUCGGCCGAUUUUUAAUCGGCAUAAACAACGGACUGAAUGCAGGUCUUGCGCCGAUGUAUUUGGCUGAAAUAUCUCCCGUCUCACUUAGAGGCUCGAUCGGCACAGUGUACCAGCUCGUGAUCACCAUGUCGAUCCUGCUGUCUCAAGUCCUGGGGCUGAAGUCGAUCCUGGGCACGGAGACGGGCUGGCCGAUCCUGCUGGCAAUCACCAUCGUCCCCGCGCUCGUACAGUGCUGCACGCUGCCGCUCUGCCCCGAGUCACCCAAAUUCCUGCUGCUGAAUCGAGGCGCGGAACUGAAGGCUCAGAGAGCUUUGACCUGGCUUCGAGGCGACGUGUCGGUUCAUGGGGAAAUGGAAGAAAUGCAUCAGGAAGCCGAGAAAGGCAAAGUUAGCAAGAAGGUGACGCUACGCGAGCUGUUCGGGAACCGCUCGCUCCGGCAGCCGCUCAUCAUCGCGAUGACGGUGAUGGCGGCGCAGCAGUUAUCCGGCAUCAACGCCACCAUGUUCUUCUCCACUGACAUCUUCACCCAGGCCGGACUGGAUGAGGCGCAGAGCCAGUACGCGACUCUCGGUAUGGGCACCGUGAACGUGGUGAUGACCGUGAUCAGCCUGCUGCUGGUGGAGCGCGCGGGCCGCAAGACGCUGCUGCUGGCCGGAUUCGGCGGCAUGCUGCUUACCACCAUCGGACUCAUCGUCGCUAACUCCUACACGCACGUGUGGUGGGUGCCGUUCGUGUGCGUGGCGCUGGUGCUGCUGUUCGUGGUGAUGUUCGCCGUCGGCCCCGGCUCCAUACCCUGGUUCCUCGUCAACGAGCUGUUCAACCAGGCGGCGCGGCCGGCGGCGGCGGCGACGGCCGUCACCGUCAACUGGACCGCCAACUUCCUCGUCGGACUGAGCUUCCUGCCGCUCACGCGCGUACUGGGCAUGUACACGUUCUGCAUAUUCGCGGCGCUGCAGGCGAUCUUCAUACUGUUCAUUCUCAAGAAGGUGCCGGAGACCAAGAACAAGACGGUCGACGAGAUCACCGCCAUGUUCCGACAGAACUUGUAGAUUGUACAAGGUACAGCCUGGCCAAAAAGUGUAAAAAUUAAAGUGUAAAGCUGAUCGCACAUUUGUCAGCACCACAGGCAUAGAUCAAGAUAGA